Messenger RNA from Gastrolobium bilobum, 3716 nucleotides. RefSeq names its product auxilin-related protein 2-like. Gene Ontology annotation, biological process: clathrin coat disassembly; clathrin-dependent endocytosis. The coding region runs from base 177 to 3002 and encodes 941 amino acids. The record is from RefSeq and is a predicted model, not a curated record. Gene Ontology annotation, cellular component: intracellular membrane-bounded organelle; cytoplasm; vesicle. Gene Ontology annotation, molecular function: clathrin binding. The transcript is spliced from 8 exons. NCBI's taxonomy places the organism in Eukaryota, Viridiplantae, Streptophyta, Magnoliopsida, Fabales, Fabaceae.
UCAAAGGCCCCAUAACCUGCAACCAGGUGAGACAGAUUCUCUCAAAGACCUCACCGCAUGCCUUAUCCACCCUCACACACCAGAUCCCUACUCCUUCUUCUUCUUUCAAUUUUCCCUCUUUUCACUUCUCAAUUCUCCAAAUCUCUACCCAAAUUCAUCGCAAUCGCCACCCAGCCAUGAACGAUUUCGAUGGCCUCCUGGCUUCCGAUUUUGGCUUCAAACCACAGGGAAAAUCGGCUCCAAUGGCUCCUCCACCCAAGGGAUCUUCCAAUCUCAAAUUCGAUUUCGGAUCGCGAUCCAAUUCCCUCCAUGCGGAUUCCAUAUUCGGAUCCUCCGGUACCCGCAAGAACCACGAUGCCGACGGUUUCGGGGAUCUGUUCGCCGGCGGCGGAUCCGAACGUCGCGGAGCUGAUGCGCCGUUCAAUUUGGAUUCCGCGUAUAGCAGGGCCGACGGUGAUUUCGGUUCCAGGUCCGCAAAUUCGCCGCCGCCGGUGUACGACAAACCGGUAUACGACGACGACAUUUUCGACGGCGUUCCUGGCUUGAAGAGCACGACCGCUAAGGUUAAAUACAAUGAUGUCUUUGCGUCGUCGGCGACUCCGGAAGGUGGUGUUGGCGCAUUUGAUGAUCUUCUUGGUGGGUUUGGUAGGCAAUCGAAGAGUUCGGGUGGGAAGAGAUCGGAGAAGGAUAAUAAAGGUGUUCCUGAUUUUGAUGAUUUACUAGCUGGAUUCCGAAGCAGUAAGCCAUCUGGUGACAGGCACGCCCCUGAUAUCGGUUUGUCCUCAGGACCAACUGCCAAUGUAUCUAGAACAACCUCCACUGCAGCUGAAGACCCUUUCAAAGUAUUUGAAUCAGCUUCAGUCCCAAUGGAUUCGCCCACAGGCCACUUUACGGACCCAUUGGAAGAAAUUAGUAAAUUUAGUAGUUCUAGAAGAACCAAAAAUGAUAGUUUUUCAACUUCAAAUGGAAGAGUUCAUGAAGAUAUUGAUCCCUUUGAUGGGCUCGGAAAAUCUGUACCAGCAUUCUCAUCAGAGAGAAGUAGUAGGAAGGGUAGUAGUUCUCCAAGGUUGAAUACAAGGACUAGCUGGGCUAGAGAUAAAGAACCAGUUGAGAAGUUGUCUGGGAGGAGUCCUGAGAGGCACUCACAAAACAAGAUUCCUGUUGAAAAUGAUCGGGAGUUUCCGCAGGCCCCAUUUUAUGUUCCCACAUAUUCAUCUGAUUCUAAUAAGUCAAUGGGCCAAAGGUCUACUUCCCCUCCAUUUGAUAAUGUUGGUUUUAGACAAACCAAUAUUCAGGUAGAUAUGUCUCCAAAAUAUGAAGAAAACUUCGAAUCAAAUGACGAUGUAUGGCUGACGGUAUCAGAGAUUCCUCUCUUUACACAACCAACUAUUGCUCCACCACCUUCAAGACCCCCUCCUCCACGGCCAGUACAUAUUCCCAAAUCAGGAACUGGUUCAGCUGCUUCUAUCAAUACUAGAAAGAAUGCUAAUGAAUAUUCUUCUUUCCCAAGUUCCACUCGAUUCUCUCAUGUUCCCAAGUCUGCUCCAGCUGCAGCAAGGGUAUCCCCUGCAUCUCAAUUUGAUGAACUUGAUGAUUUUGCCAUGGGCAGAAAUCAUGGUAAUGAUGAUGAGAGUAAAAAUGGUCUUCCUAAUGAAGAAUUAGAGAUGAACUCAGCUGCUGCAGCUAUGAAGGAGGCAAUGGUUAGAGCUGAAGCUAAAUUUCGGCAUGCAAAGGAAUUUAGGGAGAGAGAGUAUGCAAAGUCUGCUAGAAGCAAAGAACCUGUGCAAUUGGAAAAAGAUGAGAGAGCUAUGCUAGAGGAGAGAGAAAAACAGGAAAGGUUAGACCGUGAGCGGCAGAAAAAGGAGAGGGAGGAAAAGGAGCAAAGAAGACUAAUGAGAGAAAGGGAAGAGAAGGAAAGAGAACAACAACGAUUGGAGAGGGAAAAGGCAAGACAAGCUGUAGAAAGAGCUACUAGAGAAGCACGUGAAAGAGCAGCUGUUGAAGCACGCCAAAGAGCUGAAAGGGCUGCUGUUGACAAAGCUAAUACUGAAGCUCGAGAGCGUGCUGAAAGGGCUGCAGUGCAAAGGGCACAAGCUGAAGCCCGAGAAAGGGCUGCUGCAGGGGCAAAGGAAAGAGCUGAAAAGGUUGCUGCAGAGGCAAAGGAGAGGGAAACACGGGAAAGAGCUACAGCUGCAACGGCUGAAACUGAAGCACGAGUUAAAGCAGAACGUGCUGCUGUAGAAAGGGCUGCUGCUGAGGCCCGAGAAAGGGCUGCAGCUGCUGCAAGGAUGAAUCAACAAAAUGCAAGAAUGAAUCAACAAAAGAAUGAAAAUGAUCUUGAAUCCUUCUUUGGCAUGGGUGCACAAGCCAGUAGUGCUUCAAGGCCUCCUAGGGCUAACUCUUCAGACUCUGUAUUUGAAACCCAAUUUCAGUCAGAUGUAACAAGGAAAUCUACAGGUACAUCUUCAAGUAUGAAGAAAGCUUCAUCAUCCACUAAUAUUGUUGAUGAUCUUUCCUCAAUCUUUGGAGCUGCUGCUCCAUCUUCUGGAGCGUUUCAGGAAGUUGAAGGGGAAAGUGAAGAAAGGCGAAGAGCCAGGUUGGAACGCCACCAGAGGUCUCAAGAGCGUGUGGCAAAAGCAUUGGCUGAGAAGAAUCAGCGGGACUUACAAACACAAAGAGAUCAAGCUGAGAGACACAGGGUUGCUGAAACACUGGAUUCUGAAAUUAAGCGGUGGGCUGCAGGGAAAGAGGGGAACUUACGAGCUUUGCUCUCCACCUUACAAUAUGUGUUGUGGCCUGAAUGUGGUUGGCAGCCUGUUUCUUUGACUGAUUUGAUUACAGCGGCCGCUGUUAAAAAAGCCUAUAGGAAAGCUACAUUGUGUAUUCAUCCUGAUAAAGUGCAGCAGAAAGGUGCCACUCUUCAGCAGAAAUAUAUUGCAGAGAAAGUUUUUGAUCUACUCAAGGAAUCCUGGAAUAAAUUCAAUUCUGAGGAGCUUUUCUAAUUUUUGAUGAAUUUAUCUACUUCAAGGCAGUUUGUUCAACGAUUCUGUUCAUAGUGGACUUCAGUCCUGUUUCAGCUGCCUCCGAUUGCAUAUUUGUUUUGAUUGAAGUUAAAACGCAUUGAAGGUGAAAUAUUGCUUCCUUGUCUGGCUUCUCUUGGGUGUAAUUGAUGUUCUUCCAGGGGGUGCUGGGUUUUUGCAGAUGUGUUUAUUAAUGUAGCAUGUUUUGUUGAUGUAAAUGCCCAUCUAUCAAUUUUAUUAUUCAUUAUCCCUUUUUAUUGAGGGCCCACGAGCUUUUUAUUUUUAAGGGAGAGACCCACCUGGAAGCGGGGGUGGGUCCUGUGAAGCCUCUUUUUUACCUGUGAUAUAGUUCAAUCUCUUGAAAUAUAUACCAGUUUGUGGAUGGACAGUAAAAGCUGAGAUUUAUACAUGGAUCUUCGCACAACAACUUCAUUUUAUGCAUUUAAAAUUGUUGGGAAUCAACGGGGUUUCGUUGAGCUUGUUCAUCUAUUUUUGUACGAUGCUGGGAACGCAGUCGUGAGUCCAGAUACUACUGGUGAUUUUUUUUUUUAUUUUUUUUUAAGUAGAGUUAACGUAUACCAGAAGGGUCAGGCAAACACUCAACCUCUUUACAUGAAAUACUUUUGUAUAUUUUUCAUUUGUCCAGGAUAAGUUCUGUAUAGUUAACUAUAUCCUUUGUACAUAUGGUGGUAGCGU